CUCUCUCUUAUUGGCUUCCAGAUUUUAAUUCGCCACUCCAUACUUCAGUUUCUAGUUUCAUCAAGUGUUGAAGCAUCAUGGGAAGGAACGUGCAAGAACACGUAGUUCUACUUGGAGAAUCCAAGGGUAUGGUAGAAGGUGAAUUCGGAGGAGAAUCAUCGUUAUCUUCUCUGUCCAAAUCACCAAAUCAAACUAGCAGACCAACCAGCAUGGUUGUCAAGAAAGUACACACAGUGAUUCCGGCUCACUUGGUGGCUGAAGCCAUAUCAACACUCCAUGGCCUUGACCUGAGAUGGUCUGGUCCAAUUACACCAAAUGAGAGGCUAUAUGUACAACAGUAUGUCUUUGCCAAGUAUCCAGAAUACUGCAAUGGCCUUGUUGAAGAAGGAGACAAGAUUGAUCUCUAUAGCCUUUGUAUAAAUGAUGAAUCUUCAGAGAUUAUGCCUGAUGAAAAGGGAAAAUCCCCAAGGAGCACUGGCAUAAGAGAGUCAUCUUCGCCCUCCUUUGGAAGUAUCACUUCUGAUCUGGACAGAACACAGUUGGAGCCUUCAAAACUGCUUGAUAUCCUCACAAAAAAAUCUUCAUUUCAAGGGAAUUUCAUGUCUAUCCCAGAAAUCCAAGUCCGAAACAGAGCUUUGCAGCAUUGUGGGCUAAAUGAAGAUGAGUAUUUGGUUCUUUUCACGCCCACUUUGAAGGAAGCUAUGAUGAUGAUAGGUGAAUCAUAUCCUUUCUUCAGAGGUAACUAUUAUAUGACCAUUGUUGGGGAAGAACAUGAUUGUGUAAGGGAAUUUGUUGGUUCAAAAGAUUCAAAGGUUAUUGCAGCACCAGAAACUUGGCUUGAUUUAAGGAUCAAAGGUUCACAACUUAGUCAGUAUUUUAGAAGGAAGUGUAAACAUUGUCCCAAGGGGCUUUUCGCCUACCCUGCUGAUUUGAAUGGAACGCGUUACUCUAUGCAUUGGAUCUCGGAGGCACACAGGAAUUCAUGGCAUGUUUUACUUGACGCGACUGCCCUGGAUAUUGGGAAGGACCGGUUAAACCUUGCGCUCCACCGGCCUGAUUUUGUGGUGUGUACAGUUGAUAAUAAGCAUGCUCAACCAUCCAAGAUCACUUGCCUUUUAGUUAGGAAAAAAUCAUUUGAAACUACUGCACCUUCAACUUAG
Messenger RNA from Ilex paraguariensis (yerba mate), 1160 nucleotides. The record is from the annotation of a GenBank genome assembly. NCBI's taxonomy places the organism in Eukaryota, Viridiplantae, Streptophyta, Magnoliopsida, Aquifoliales, Aquifoliaceae.